Molecule: messenger RNA, 2536 nt
Organism: Sphaeramia orbicularis (orbiculate cardinalfish)
Lineage: Eukaryota; Metazoa; Chordata; Actinopteri; Kurtiformes; Apogonidae
Gene: tmlhe
Product: trimethyllysine hydroxylase, epsilon
Exons: 7
Coding region: 263-1498 (411 amino acids)
Biological process (GO): carnitine biosynthetic process
Cellular component (GO): mitochondrion
Molecular function (GO): iron ion binding; trimethyllysine dioxygenase activity
Source: RefSeq, a predicted model, not a curated record
UGCAGACCGCUCGUACGUAAAGUCAUGGUCUACACAGUUUAAUAUUAAAGUAUACGUUUAGUGUGGUGCGUUUAAUAAUUAAUCUUGGUCACACUGACACGUUUAAUGACACUAGAGGAUGGGCUAAAACAGAUAGGACAGGUGUCAGGGAAAAACAAUUUAACUCGGUGGUAGUGUGGAGAACUUACAACAGCCUAGGUGAUUUAUUAUUAUUAUUAUUAUUAUUAUUUUAAUAGCUGCUGGAUUUUUCUUACGUCCGGGGAUGUUAUGCACAAUAAUAGGAAAAUUACAACCUGCUUUGAAACGGGCUCAACUACUGUCUAGUCUCCAAACAAACCCACCAUGGAGACUUAUGCCGAUCCGUGCCAGUUCAGCCCAGUCUGCAGUGGUGAAGUUACUGGACAGCUGUCUGGUGCUCGACUAUGAAGGCAGUCGGAUGCAUCUGAACUAUGUGUGGUUAAGGGACCACUGCCGCUCCGAGUCCUCAUACAACAGCCAGACGAACCAGAGAAACCUGGACACUGGAAGGAUUGACCUCAACAUUCGUCCUCAUGAUACAAAAGUGGAAGAUGGAUAUCUCCUUCUGAACUGGCCUGAUGGUCAUGUGUCCAAGUACGGUCUUCAGUGGCUAGCAGACAACAGCUAUGAAGGACAGAAGCAGAGCCCUGUACAGCCACGCAUCCUCUGGAAUUCAGACAUCUAUAAAAAUGCAAACGUCCCCUCGGCCAAAUGGGACAAGUUUAUGAGUUGUGAUGAUGAACUCAAGAAAUUUCUUCAGAACUAUGUCCUGUAUGGGAUCGCGUUUGUAGAUGACGUCCCAGCUACAGUGGAGGCCACAGAGGCAGUCACCCAGAGGGUCAGUCUGAUCAGAGAAACUACCUAUGGAAAAAUGUGGUGCUUCACUUCAGACUUUUCCAGAGGAGACACAGCUUACAGCCAGCUGGCUCUGGACCGUCACACUGAUACUUCAUACUUUCAGGAACCUUGUGGAAUCCAGGUUUUCCACUGCCUCAAGCACGAAGGAACUGGAGGAAAGACACUACUUGUUGAUGGGUUCUAUGCUGCUGAAAAACUCCGCCAAAGAUCUCCUGAAAACUUUGAAUUACUUACUCGCGUGCCCAUCAAGCAUGAAUACAUCGAGAACUCAGACAAACACCAAAACCACAUGAGGGGUAUUGGCCCUUUGCUUGAAGUCUAUCCCUGGAACAAAGAACUUUACAUAAUCCGAUACAACAACUACGACAGAUCAGUGAUAAACACAGUCCCUCAUGAUGUUGUUCAGCGUUGGUACGUGGCGCAUCGAGAGCUGACCACAGAACUACGGCAGCCUGAGAACGAGUUAUGGGUGAAACUGACUCCAGGGAAAGUACUUUUCAUUGACAACUGGCGUGUCAUGCAUGGGAGGGAGUCUUUCACCGGUGUGAGGCAGCUCUGUGGAUGUUACCUGACCAGAGAUGAUGUCCUCAGCGCUGCACGUGGCUUUGGUCUGCAGGCCUAAGACUGGACAAGAGGAUCCCUAUUCCUCAGUGCCCUGUCAGCUUUUAAUUUAUAUUACAAAACUCCAAUUUUUUAACUUGUAAUACACAGCUGGUGCAAUUGUUUUUCCACUGCCACUUGAAUUAUGCUUUAAACAUAGCAAUAUUCCAUAAAUAAUCAAUAAUAGUUUUUUAAAAUUUUUGUAUGGGUAAUAUUGCUCUACAUGUAAGCCAGAUGAAAUCAUGUUUUGUUUUAGAAAAAAGCAUGUGAAGAUAGCAUUAAAUAGUCACAUUGUUCCACAUAUCUGUUUCUGUAUUAGGAUUUGGCCAAACUAACUAUUCCUAAUUUUACAGUAGGUGUCGUGCAAAUUUGACAGUGAUGUAUGAUGUUAGGGUUGUCUGAGCAAAGUUUUCAGGCAAGGUGACUGAAAAUGAAGCUAGUAUAGGUACUAACAUGUGAUUUAGUCAUAGUAUAUAUUAUAUGUAAGCUCAUAUAUGACUUUGGCUCCAUGUCGCUGUCAGACAUCUCCUAUAUAUUUCACAGUAAUAGGAAAAUGAAUGUAGGUCUCUGCUGCACUCACUCUUGCCAAAAAACCCAUCAUGCUUUGCCAAGUUGCGUUACAUCAGAUUUACUGAUUUGGCUAGUUCACAGAAAGGGUUGUUUAAUAUUUACUUUUAUAAUAAAUAAGGUUGAGCACUGCAACAUUUCCAUAAUUCAUUUGGAGAAGGUAAUGAGUUUGGAGAUUUCUAGCUGCAUGAAACUUGAACUUUGACUUAACUCGUUAAAACCUGACGUGUCAUAGCUGACACACCCUGCGCAUAUGCAGUUUGGAUGUCUGUAACUCUUUCAGUGUUUGUGCAAUUUGAAAAAUUCCAACGGUUUCUGAAACCUGAGAUUCGGCGCAUUAUAGGUUUUAUUUGGUUAUUAUGGUAAUUUCACUCAUGCCUGUAUCAGAAGCUGGAGGAGAAGCUGUAUUAGCAGAAUUAUAACAUGCGGUAAAUUGUAAAUGAUUGCCAGAUUUUGAAAGAUCUGGAAAAAAUAAGAGCCCUGGAAAAAUGGG